Molecule: messenger RNA, 7431 nt
Organism: Ictalurus punctatus (channel catfish)
Lineage: Eukaryota; Metazoa; Chordata; Actinopteri; Siluriformes; Ictaluridae
Product: interleukin-6 receptor subunit beta
Exons: 17
Coding region: 730-2832 (700 amino acids)
Molecular function (GO): protein binding
Source: RefSeq, a predicted model, not a curated record
CUACACAGAAAGUGAUAUGGUAUGGCUGCAGUGUAUAAACCACUCAUUAAAAAGACAAACUUACAUGUGAAAAUUAUGUGGUGCAAAACAGUACAUUGAUCUACAGAGAUGUGGUACAAAGUGAUAGUCAGACAUGCUUCAUCAUAUUUUCGACAAGUGGGGAGUGCAAGCCAAAAUGGCCAAAUGCUUCACCCCUAUAGUAGGAAGUUGAAGUAAAGGUUUGGGGAAGUACACAAAGUUUGUAGAGAAGCAGAGCUCUCCACCUCCAUACAAAUACCAUCAGUUUACUGUGUUGGUGGGGGGAAAUGUCUGUAAGGUGUAUAAUGCAAAAGGUGUCUGUAGUUAACAGAUAGAGGAUUCCCCGGUCACGUGAACCACAUGUUCCAAGGAAUAUAUGAACAUUUUGGCUGAAGACCUGUCUUUGUUUUGUCUUAUACCGUAGAUUGAAGUAACUGUGCUAUCGUUCAACAGACUGUUCACUUGCAGUACUCUUUCCAGUCAUCAUAACUUUCAGUUGCAUGUUACAGGAACUGGACACUAGAAUGAAAAGUCAUGGUCUUGAUGCAAAAUCGUCUCUCAUAGAACAUGCAAUUCACUGUGAUUGAGCAACUAUCUAACCAUGUUAACCACUGAAACUUUUUCAGGCGUUACUUCAACAAGUGGCUCAGUGCAGUUGUCCAUUUCUUGGCUGUGGAACUCCAGAUAAUAGGUCAUAACAAGUUGCUUUCAAUGCACAGGAUGAUGAGCAGGUGCACUUUCUGCAUAAUGUUCUGCAUCUUCUCUCUAUGCUAUUAUGGAGUCUCCUUAGAGUGGCAUGGAAAGGAACUUAAGAGAAGUUACAGUUAUACAGAAGAACUUACUGUCAGUGGUACAGACCUGAAAAUAUGCAAUAACCACAAAAAUAUGUGUGUCAUGGAUAUGGAAGACUGUGCUUCUACACCAUCACAUGGGAAGGACAGUUUUUUGAACACAUCAUGCCGUUAUCAUGUCCUACAGAAAUCAUUUGUUUGCAAAUGGAUUUAUUUAAAUAAUGUCAAAGCCAAAACAACAAACUCAUUUGUUUUCAUUCAACGUGAAGACUUCAAACAUUGUCCUAGCAUUUUUAGCCCAAUUGCUGCCUUUAAUAUGAAUAUAAUAUCAAAGGAUAUCGUCAACAAAGCUAAAUUAAUCUCAGAAGCUUACACAGUAUCCAUCGAAGCAAUAACCCAAGCUCCACGUCCUGUUAUCACAUCAGUGAAUGCAACAUCAGCAACAUCACUAAAUGUAACAUGGACCAAACAUCACUGGCACAGCACGAAAUGUCAAAUCCGUUACAAAUGCUCCACUACAGAACAAUGGACAGUGGUAAAACUUUUACAACAAAAGGAUUUAUUGACUGUCCCUGAGAAAGAAGAAUUAGAGAUUUCGCAUGAAAUUGAUGGCCUGCAGCCUUUUAGCCAGUAUAAUCUUACUGUUGCCUGUAGCGGGGAUUAUGGGCUAUGGAGUGACUGGAGUGAAGAAUUUCAAGGAAUGACAUUCGAGGCUAUUCCCACUGCACCACCUUAUGUCAGUUUUUAUGUUGAGCCUUCUAAUAACAGAUCCAGGCUUCAAAAGCUGAUACUUAUCUGGAGGGCUUUGGAGAUAAAGGAGGCCAGAGGAUACAUUCUUGGAUAUGAGGUGACAUACACACCUACCAAACAGCCAGGUUUGAAGAGAACAAUUUAUACUACGGAUCAGAAAGCUAUCUUAGAAGUGACUGCAGGGGACUAUAACCUGACAGUAAUGGCCCAUAACACUGCUGGAUGGUCUCCUUCAACUAAUCUUCGAAUCAAUGCUGAUGUUUUACAAAGUCUGCCAAAGAUAAAAGGACUCUGGGCCAGCAGUGAAGCAUUUUCACUGAAGAUCCGAUGGGAGACAGCAGCUGUGAAUGUUAGUGAGUUUGCCAUUGAGUGGUUCUCUUUUGGUGAUGUUGCCUCGAAACAAUGGAAAAGACUAAAUGGCUCAACAUUUUCAACAGUUCUGACAGGACAGAUCAAGCCCCUAAAGAACUACAGCAUCAGUGUGUAUUCUCUUUAUGGAACUCUGUGUGCGCCCCCAGAAACGAUUCAAGCCAGUCUAGUGUAUGGAACACUUCUAAACAUUGUUCAGCUGCAACCUGAAAUUGUGACAAAAACAUCAGUGACAGUCCAGUGGGUGUGGAAAAAACAAUCCCCAACCACAAAUGUUCUUCAAUAUAGACUUGUGUUAAGUGGUGCCAAUGAAACAAGAUCAUUAGUGAUUUUCCCAAAUCAGUGGCAGCACACAUUUCACAACCUACAGACAAACGUCAGGUACAUCGUAUCUAUUUAUGGCGAGACUACAUCUGGUCACUUUUUGAAGGCAAACACUGAAUUUAUAAUGCCUUAUCUUGAAACUGAUGAAACAAUAAAAGUUGCUGUUCCAAUAGUACUUCUUAUUGUUAUAUUCAGUAUUUUCUCAGUUCUCUCCAGAACCGUCUAUAAGGACUACUUUUUCCCCAACAUCGCUAACCCUGGGCAUAGUCUUAUUGGACGCUGGCUGCUAAAUCAUCCACAUGAGGAGGCUGUGGUGAAUGUGCUCAAAUUGAAGGAUUUCUCAGAGAAACUGAGAGAGGAUUUCUCAGAGACUGAAAAGAGUCUCAUUCACAUAGAGCCCAAAAUGUCCUUAGAUGGACAGGAUUUUGAUGAAGACAUGACCAUGUCAAAAAUGUCUUUUCCUGAUAACUACCCGAUAGAAAAUUCAGACCAUUUGGAGAAUUCUAUGACUUUACCUGGUUUUAGUGAGUAUGUUGAAAACUAUGAGAUACAACAUUUUUCCCAAGUGAGGCAGCAGUGAUCAUAUCCAAACUAAGCAAAAAAAAGUAAUCAGUAGCUCAGAAACCUAAUAACCAUUUUCACAGUCAUUACUGGACUUUUACAAAAUUAUGUUAGUUUUUAUAUUUACUGUAUAUAGCAUGUCAUAUAUAUUUUAAUCUUACAAUGAUUCCCAUUUCAAUAUGUAUAAUAUUCAUUUGUGGUCAGAUAUCAUUGCUAGUAUGUUGUUAGUAUACUGCAAGAAAUUAUAAUUUUGUUGCAACUAUACUUUCAUUUGAUGCAAUGUGUAUGUAAAGAAUAAAAUGCAACUACGUGUGCAGUGUACAGUUAUCGUUAAAAAAAAUCAGUGACAGGGUGGUUUAAUGCACUUGGAAUGUGCAUCAGUACAAAGUGUUUUUUUAUUUAUUUAUUUAUUUUUAUUCCUAUAUACAGUGGGGGAAGUAUGUAUUGAAUGCGUCAACACUGGAAAUAUAUUUACUGAAAACAAUGAGUAUAUUCACAUGAAAUUUUCACCAGACUUUACUAUUAACUCAAGAAAUCCACACAUAGAAAGAAAUCCAAACAAUAAAGUACAUAAAUGGAGUUAUGUGUAAUAAAGAGGAAUGACACAGGAAAAAAGUAUUGAACACACUAACUGAAAUUUAUUGAAUACUUACUGUAGUGGAGAAGCCUUUGUUUGUAAUGAUAGCUUCAAGACACUCCCUGUAUGAAGAAAUUAAUCGACCGCAAUAUUCAGGUGUGAUUUUGGCCCAUUCUUCUAAACAUAUUGUCUUUAAAUCUUGUUCAAUUGGAUUCAAGUCAGGUGAUCGACUGGGCCAUUCUAAUGCCUUGAUUUUUUUCUCUGAAACCAAUUGAGAGUUUCCUUUGCUGUAUGCUUUAAUCGUUGUCCUGCUGGAAGGUCCACCCACGUCUCAUCUUCAUCAUCUUGGUGGAUGGCAGCAGAUUCUUCUCAAGAAUCUCCCAGUAAAGGGCUCCAUUCAUCAUUCCUUCAAUUAUAUGAAGUCUGCCAGUACCAUGCAAUGAAAAACAGCCCCACAUCAUGAUGCUUCCACCUUCAAACUUCACUGUUGGUUUAGUGUUUUUAGGGUGAUGUGCAUUGCCAUUUCUUCUCCAAACAUGGUGUGUAGUAUGCUCAAUUUUGCUCUCGUCUGACCAGACUCGACUCUCCCAGUAUUUCAUAGGCUUGUCCAAAUGAGUUGUAGCAAACUUUAAACAAGCUUUGACAUGCCUUUUCUUUAGUAAUGGAGUCUUGCCGGGUGAGCGUGCAUAGAGGCCAUGGCGGUGGAGUGCAAUGCCUAUUGUUUUCUCUGUGACGAUGGUACCUGCUGCCCCCAAGUGUUUCUGGAGCUCUUUCCAAGUGGUCCUGGGCUCUUGGGCUACUCUUCUGACUAUUCUUCUGAAUCAUUGGUCAGUAAUCUUGCAUGUAGCUCCUGUGCGUGGCCGGUUGAUGACGGAGUGAUGUUGCUUCCACUUGCGGGUAACGGCCCCAGUGGUGCUUACUGGAGGAUUCAGAAGUUUUGAAAUAUGUCUGUAUCUGAUUCCAUCAAUAUGUUUCGUAACAAUAAGGGUGCGAAGGUCUUGGGAGAGCUCUUUGCUUUUACCCAUCUUGAAAUGUUUCUUAUGUGACACCUUGGUAAUGAACAGCCUUUUUAUAGACCAUCAAAUUACUAACCCAGCUGAUAUUAAUUUGAACAGAUAGGAGGUAUAAUUACUUUCUAACUACUUAUGGAUUUCAGCUGAUUCCUUGCCUUGGAGAACUGCUUUUUCUUAGUGUUUAAUACUUUUUUCUUGUCACAUUCCACUUUAUUCCACACAACUUAAUUUAUAGACUUUAAUGUUUUGAUUUCUUUAUCCUGAGUUAAUACUGAUGUCUGGUGAAAAUUUAAUGUGAAUAACCUCAUUGGAAAUAUAUUUACUGAAAAAAAAUGUUGGCACAUUCAAUAUUUAUUUCCCCCACUGUGUGUGUGUGUGUGAUCUGAUCUACCCUUCCGGUAAAAAGUUUAGACACACACAUUAUUAUUUUCCCCACAUUUUAGAAUAAUAAUAAAGUCAUUAAAACUCUGGAAUAAUACAAAUGAAACUAUGGGAAUUAGGUUGUGAUAAAAAAUCCAAAAUAAAUCAAAAUAAUUUAGUAUUUUAGCAUCUUUAAAGUGGACACCCCUUUUUGCCUAGAAUGUAUCCUUGGCAUUUUCUCAACUAAUUUCUUGAGGAAUCCCCCUGAGAUGCAACAGUAAACAGUUUUAAACAGUAUUAAAAGAGUUCCUACUUAUGCUGGACACUUAUUGGCUACUUUUCGGAAUAUUUCGCUCCAAGUCACCCGUUUAAAAAAAAUAUUUUAGUUUAUAAUAUAAAAUUAAAAUAAAAUGUUAGUUUUCUAAUGAAAGAAAUGAAUAUGUUGGCACAAUUACAUUUUUGGCUACAACACCGAUUUCAAACAUUUAAUCAUACACCUUUAGAUCAAAAGAUUUUAAAGAUCAUGAGAAACAUUCAAGUGUAUCCAAACUUUUGACUGGUAGUGUACAUAAUGUUGUAGGACAUUCAUACUUCUUGUUAAUACUUAUAACAGCUACAAAUGGUCACUCUUCUUACAAUACAAAAAUUCUUUCAUAAAUGACAAAAAAAAUAAAAGUUACUAUAGAAACAAUGGCAUAUUAAUGAUUUAUACAACAGUGCUGUUGAGUUCUCAAAUCUGAAUGGUCAGAAGGUGCUGAUUAAUUUUCUACAAAAACAAGACAAAAGUGCCAGCUGCAAGGCAAAUGACAAGUUUAUGACUUGUUUCACAAGUUCCACAACAUUAAAUGUAAAUAUAAAACAAUUUAAAAUGUAUGAUGUGUCAUUCUUUAAUAAAUAAAAAAUAAUAAUCACUGGAAAAUUGGUGUGUUAUAAAAUGAAUAAAAACACAUUUGAUGUGCUGUUAUUGGAAAACAAUCAGCUCCAGGGUGGUAACAGCCCUCUGUUUCACAUAAAGCUGCAUCAGACCAUACCUAUAACAGCACUUACAGUCAUGUUUUAUUCCACUCUUAAAAGUGUAUGUUGUAAAUGUCUCAAAUAAACACACAAUUUUUUCAACUUCUUUCAUGAUUUACUUUUACACAUCACAUGAUUUUAUUACACAGUAUAGAGUGACAUUACAAAUAUUUAUAUCCACUUGAAAAAAAUAUUUAAAGUUGAAAAUAAUUGAAACAACAUGGUGAAGAUUUCUUUAUCUUGACUUUAGAAGGAUAUGUAACCAUGUUUCUAUGACUGAAUGGAGAGUGGUUACGUUGGAAAAUAGUGACGUAUUCCCAUUUUCCCAUAUUUGUGGCCAAAUGCCAUUAGCAAAGUUGACCUCAUAUUGAACCCAUGCUAGCCUAUAAAAGGUCCUCGCUACAUCAGCCCCAUCCUCCAGCCAUUCUGGUCACCCAAAGGGACCAGGUGGCCUGGUGGUACUGCACUCAAAACUUGCAGAUCCACAGUUACAUACAUAAACUUCUGUUCUACUACCGUUCAUUCCAGAGCACCAGAGUUUCCUUCUGAGCGACACUUAUCUUAGUGCUGCCCAGAAAGGAGACAUGCUGUGCAUCAAAUGGUAUUUAAUGGAAGAAGGUACGUCUUGACCUGUGUUCAAGUAUGCCUGUGCAAUCACAUUAUUUACCCAAUAGGUUAAGCUUUAGACAGCAGAGCCAAACAAAGUUCAGUGUCCUGUCGAGUAUGUUGUCUGUGAAGAACAAAAAAAAAAGCGUUUUCCAAUUAUUGGACGUUUUCAAACCGUUUUUUUUUUUAACCACUUUACCUGAUUUGUUAAAUAACCCAAACCCUAACCGUAGUUGAUUGGAUGGUUGAACAACGCCUAUCCAGUCUGAUGAUGCCCACUGAUUGGAAAAUGUCAAUUUAUGUUCCACAGAGACCUAUACUUGGACCUGCCAGCUAGAACUGCCAAAAUAUAGUGUCACCCUGAUUAUAACAGUUAUGAGUGACGAUACCGGUAUGAAAUUUUAUACCGGUUUAUAGGGGGAAACAAUAUGAAUGAAACUUACUUAAUAAUAACAGUUCCUAUAUCAAUAUCCUAACAAAUAGAACAGCCUUAAAUAAUGUAUAGUCGCCUAAUGAAGAGUUUGCAACUCAUGAUAAAUUUAAUUAAAUGAACGCAUUGAAAGUUAUUUACUGAUGCAGCAUAGCACGCACACUGACAGAAGACAUUACAUUUAACUGACAGGAACAACUACGCGAGGUCAGAGGGGCAGCACAAAAUUAAAAUAUUGAAAACAAGUAUGGAGCCAUCUGCAGAAAUUGCACGAAAAACAUUUCAGCAAGAGGAGGGAACACGUCAAAUUUAUUUGCACACCUUUGCAUUCAUCACUCAUAGCUGAAACAGCUAAGGUGAGAGGUGAUAAAACACCAACAUUAAGCAUGUAACAACCCACAAUUACCCCAUAGCACCAUCUAGCGUCCAACUAGGGCUAAUACCAGUAUUAUAGGUUUGAAAUAGGGAUACCGUACAGGUGUGAAAAUUAUGAUAUCAUGGCAAGUCAACUGCCAGCUUGCUGUCACUUUCACAUACCACUUAAAAGCCCUCACAGGACAUAGGACUAGGUUUGGCACAUUCUCACGUGCAUGAUAAGGCUAAUAUAAUAAUGACAGG